Messenger RNA from Dicrocoelium dendriticum, 403 nucleotides. The record is from the annotation of a GenBank genome assembly. Lineage: Eukaryota; Metazoa; Platyhelminthes; Trematoda; Plagiorchiida; Dicrocoeliidae.
CUUGGAGUGUGAAGCGGACUCCUGGUAGUUUUCUCCCAUGUGUAGUGGCCUUAAAUUUCAGUGAUUCUGUGACAACUAGGACAUUUUGUCUUUUUCGUCUGACGAAUUUUACAACGUUUCUGGGCACAAUGAACCAUCCGUAUGCAACCCAAACUGGAUUUCAGCUAUCAUAUACCUUCGAAUCAUUAUGGAGAAUGUGAAUUGGGGCUCUGAGCUAGCGACUGGUGGACAAAGGAGUCAAACGUCUAAAAGAAAGAACCAUGGUUACAUCGUUCCAUUAUUCCUGCUUUGUUUACCAAGCAAUUAUGUAAUCACACGACUAGGUGUUCGCCUAUCCAUUUUCUUGUCCGGGAUUCCUGACCCCAAUGAAUUACAAAUUACUCUUCGUGAAGAUGAAAUGUGA